AUUGAGGAAGACUACCUGUGGCUUUCCUCUUUCAAACCUGAACUCCUUCCCUAUUUAAACCCACCGUCUCCACCCUCUUCUUUCCCACAUCUCCUUUCUCAUUCAAUAUUUGCAGCUACCUCUGUUUUUCCUCUCAUUUUCUCAUAAUUCUCUGCUGUUAAACAUGGAAUACAAGGCUCUAAUGCCCAACUACGAGUGUCUUCUCUUUGAUCUUGACGACACCCUUUAUCCCCUGAGUUCUGGUCUGUCGAAAGCAUGCACAAAGAACAUUGAAGAUUAUAUGGCUCAAAAGCUUGUCAUAGAAGAAAAGAAAAUCCCUGAGAUGAAUCGUGCAUUAUACCAGAAUUAUGGAACAACAAUGGCCGGUCUCAAGGCAAUUGGGUACGACUUUGACAAUGAUGACUAUCAUAGAUUUGUUCAUGGGAGAUUGCCCUAUGAUUCACUAAAACCUGACCAUGUUCUGAGGAGUCUGUUGCUUAGCUUGCCUAUCCGGAAAGUUAUUUUCUCCAACGCGGAUAAUGCCCAUAUUGCCAAAGCUCUUAGCAAGCUUGGAUUGGAGGACUGCUUCGAUUUGGUUAUAUCCUUCGAGACUCUGAAUCCGGCCACCAACGAGAAGAAUAAUGGCUCCGAUAACAUUAAUAAUGUUCACCUCGCUUUUCAACCCAAUGCUAGCUCGGAGCUUCCGAAGUCUCCAAUCUUUUGCAAACCAUUUGAAAAUGCAUAUGAAGAAGCAUUCAAGAAAGGCGGCAUCAAUCCUCAAAGAACACUGUUCUUUGAUGAUAGUAUCCGAAAUAUACAAACUGGGAAGCGUAUGGGCCUUCACACCGUGCAGGUGGGCACAUCUCAUCGUGCAAAUGGUGUCGAUUAUGCUUUGGAGAGCAUCCACAAUAUUAGGGAAGCAUUGCCGGAGCUGUGGGAAGCCAUUGAUGAAGAGUCAGGAAGCAUGCAGUAUGCAAGAAAGAUAGCAAUUGAGACACCAGUGGAAGCCUAGAAUUAUAUUCAGGCUUUUCAGCAAUAUUUGUAUUAACUUUUUGGUAGUGGAAUUGUCAUAUCUAAACCUAAUUAUCUAUGAAUUAAUUAUCUUUCUUAA
This is a messenger RNA of Alnus glutinosa, 1090 nucleotides long. RefSeq lists its product as uncharacterized. NCBI's taxonomy places the organism in Eukaryota, Viridiplantae, Streptophyta, Magnoliopsida, Fagales, Betulaceae. The transcript has 9 exons. The record is from RefSeq and is a predicted model, not a curated record. Bases 164 to 991 code for a protein of 275 amino acids.